Molecule: messenger RNA, 868 nt
Organism: Polistes dominula (European paper wasp)
Lineage: Eukaryota; Metazoa; Arthropoda; Insecta; Hymenoptera; Vespidae
Source: RefSeq, a predicted model, not a curated record
AUUUCAUUUGAUUAGGUACUUAGCUGCCAUCUGCAGUAAGUGCAUCGAAUCGAUUAUUAUAACCGUUUUUUAUCCCCCAUUCAAAAUUCUCGAAAUAGGUGUAUAUAAUCGAUUUUAAAGUGGUAAGGCAGUGGUCUUUUGUGCGUAUCUCAUUAAUUAAUUAAUUAAUUAUUUAAUUACACACCUUCCCUUUGAAUAUCUCAAGAUAUUCGCAUUUUGAAAAGAAAAUAUGGAGUCUGCCAUCGUACAUCUUGAACAAAGCGUCCAAAAGGCUGAUGGAAAAUUAGAUAUGAUUGCUUGGCAAAUAGAUGCCUUUGAGAAAGAAUUUGAAGAUCCAGAUAAUGAGAUAUCGGUAGUUCGCUUGUUACGUUCUGUCCAUCAAGUUACUAAAGAUUAUCAAAACCUUCGUCAAGAAAUUUCCGAGGUUCAACAGUUGCAAAAACAACUUUCCGAUUCGCUUAAGGCUCAACUAUCUCAAGUACACGGUAAUUUCAAUUUACUUCGUAAUAAAUUAGUAGGACAGAAGACUCCUCAGUUAAAGUAAGAGGUAAACAUUCCUAAAUCAUAACUUUUUAUUUAUUAUUUUUCAACUUGUCUUAUUUAAAAGGAUAAAAGUGAUACAAACUACUAAUUUACAUAUCACUUUUAUUCUCAACGUGUUUUCCCCUAUAUGAGAAUAUACAAGUCUCUACUUAAAUCUACUUAAAUCUACUUAAAUCUCAAUCAUUGUUUUACGAAUAAGAUGGGAUCAAGUGUUUUAUUGACAAAUAAAUCAUGAAAUAUGUGCCAUUAAUGAAUGGCGCUGGGGCCAAUCUAUUUGCUCGUGCAUUCAACUUUGAAAAAGAAGGUCUUUAAUGAAAUAUUAAUC